Notodromas monacha is the source of this 879-nucleotide messenger RNA. NCBI's taxonomy places the organism in Eukaryota, Metazoa, Arthropoda, Ostracoda, Podocopida, Cyprididae. The record is from the annotation of a GenBank genome assembly.
AUGCGGGCCGUUCCUUUUAACAUCGGUCAUGAUCAUCAGUUGUCCUCGUCCAGGCAGAUCCGACAAGAAAUACACGCAGGAGCGUGGUGUCCACGCUCUUCAAUAUCAGAUAGCGUUGUGGAGUGGUUGGAGAUCGAUCUGCGAUCCACGUUUGUCAUCAUCGGCAUGGAAACGCAAGGCCGCCACGGCAUGGGCCUCGGGAAAGAGUAUGCAGAAUUCUACAGGAUCAUGUACAUGCGGCCAGGCUUCAAUGAGUGGAGGCCAUACCGAGACCGCAAGGACAACCAGGUAUUCGAGGGAAACAAGGAUACACGGGACUCCAAGUUCAAUCGGUUGGACCCUCCGAUCAUUGCCGACAAAGUCAGGUUCAUCCCGUUCAGCAAACACGUUCGCACUGUUUGCAUGCGGGUGGAGCUGCAUGGUUGCAAUCACACGGAGGAUCUGGUGAGCUAUUCGGCGAGACAGGGAGACGCGUUGUCUUCCGGGAUCAUGAUGCAUGAUUGGAUUUACGACGGGGGGAUUUCCGCGGACGGGUGGCUGCAUAACGGCAUCGGGACACUGUAUGACGGCAGACUCGGGCUCGAGGAUUUCAAACAUGACAGCCACUCCUGGGUCGGCUGGAAAAGGUCCAGCGCGAGCCUUUUACCUGGAACGACGGAGCCCUUCCUUCGAUUUUCAUUCCACUUCCAGACCCCCGGCAAUUUGUCAGCCAUUCUCAUCCACAUGAACAACAAGUUCUCCGAUGGAAUCCAGGUUUGUGUCCCGGCUUUAUUUUCUCGCCCGGUCGCGUGUCCUGCAGUUUACCGGAAUUCAUUACUUCCGAAUCCGGCGACGUCCAUGUGUGUGUGUGCUUCCGCGAGCGCUACACUCCUUCAUUAA